Messenger RNA from Vollenhovia emeryi, 2706 nucleotides. It is a transcript of the gene hh, whose product is annotated as sonic hedgehog protein A. Lineage: Eukaryota; Metazoa; Arthropoda; Insecta; Hymenoptera; Formicidae. The transcript is spliced from 3 exons. The record is from RefSeq and is a predicted model, not a curated record. The coding region runs from base 142 to 1500 and encodes 452 amino acids. Gene Ontology annotation, molecular function: patched binding; calcium ion binding. Gene Ontology annotation, biological process: smoothened signaling pathway; regulation of gene expression; protein autoprocessing.
CGUCGUCGUCGUCGUCGUCGUCGUCGUCGUCGUCGUCGUCGUCGUCGUCGACGUCGUUGUCAUCGUCGUUCUACCAGCCGUUCUGGAGACGACGAGAGCAGUGACCGCGCAAGGUCGACCUCGAGGCAGAGGCACGCGAUUAUGGUGCACCAUCAUCAUCGUCGCCGCGGCCUCCAGGCAGCCCACCACUGUGCCAUUGGGAGUCGCGCGGGCACACGCAUCUCGCUCUUCCAGGUUUUCCUGCUGAUCCUUAGCCUCUGGCUGCCCGUACUCGAUAACGGUGGCCUUGCUCUGGCGUGCGGACCCGGCAGAGGCGCCGGCCGACGGCCGAAUCAGAGGAGGCUCACCCCUCUGGUCUACAAACAGCAUGUGCCAAAUGUCAGCGAGAACACCUUACCGGCAAGCGGGCUCGGCGAGGGACGGGUGUCUAGAUAUGACCCCAGGUUUCGAGACCUGGUACCCAAUUACAACACGGACAUCAUUUUUAAGGACGAGGAAGGCACCGGCGCCGAUCGUCUCAUGACACAGAGGUGCAAGGAGAAACUCAACACUUUGGCGAUCUCGGUGAUGAACCAAUGGCCCGGAGUGAAGCUGCGGGUGACCGAGGCCUGGGAUGAGGAGGGCCACCACGCGACAGAUUCCCUGCACUACGAGGGACGGGCCGUCGAUGUUACGACGAGCGACCGCGAUCGCUCCAAGUACGGGAUGCUGGCGAGGCUCGCGGUUGAGGCUGGCUUCGACUGGGUCUAUUACGAGUCCAGGUCGCACAUACAUUGCUCCGUCAAGUCUGAAUCGUCUUCAGCGGGCAAGUCCGGCGGCUGCUUUCCCGGGAAGAGUCUGGUCCGAACGGAGGACGGCAGCACGAAGAGGCUGGACGAGGUGCAUCUCGGCGAGCGUAUCGCCGCUCUUGACUCCCGUGGCGACGUCGUGUACAGCGAGGUGAUCGCCUUCCUGGACCGUUCUCCAUCCGAGAGGAGACAGUUCAUCCGCCUGACGACCAAGUCCGGUCGAGUGCUCACGUUAACGCCAGCGCAUCUGGUGCCGGUGGAGGGUCGGUCGUCGGUGUUUGCCGCCAGCGUGCAACCCGGCGACCGCAUCCUCGUGGGUGACACCGACGCGGCGAGCGCGGCGAACGAGGUGGACAAUCGUUUGCGAUGGGACAGCGUCGUAGAAACGAAACUGGUCCUCGAGGAGGGAGUCUACGCCCCGCUCACGAUGGAAGGUACCCUCCUCGUAGACAAUGUCGUCGCGUCUUGCUACGCCGUGGUCAACAGUCAGUCGGUGGCGCAUUACUCCUUCCUGCCUCUGAGGAUCUGGCACAGCAUAAGAUCCUUUUUCCUGCAAAGGCUGGACGAUCCGCAACACCUCGAGGCGAGACAUAGCAAUACUUCCGCAACAGAGCCGACGACAGGAGGAGAGCAGGACGGCGUCCACUGGUACGCGUCGAUGCUCUAUUCGUUCUCCUCUUACGUGCUACCGUCGAAGAUGCUCUACAACUGAGUUCUCCGAUAAGAACAAUGCACCUCGUGCUCCGAGCGAAGUGUCGAGUGAAUCAUCGAGGACAAGCUCGAGUGUUGGGCGCAAAGUUCUGAAGACUAUUCGGAGCCACGAAACAAUGUUGAUUAAUCAUCGAGACGUCGUCCUGUCUCUCGGGACUUUCUUUUUUAUGAAUCGUUGUCGUGGAUUCCGGUUACACACAUGCCGUUGCAGACAGUUAACGUAUGUUAUAUGAUCGCGGGGUCUCUGUUGUAACAAAAUGCGUGUAUUUAAUGCGUGGAACAAAAGACGUCGUCGUAAGCGAAAGACAUAAGUUGGCCAGUGACCUACCAGUGUUCACCGAAUGACGUGUAGUAUAUUAGAUCCUAGAACAAUAGAAAAAUAGAAAAUGGAAAGCAGUUUUUUUUAUAGGAACAAUUGGGAUUGUUCUCUUUAUGUUUUAAAUUUGUGUACACAAUAUACUGGCAUACAGAUAUUUCUUCUUUAUUCUUUUAGUGUUUGCGAAUCGUGUGCGUCUUGUCCGGUAUACUUGUUUCUGAGAUGUCAAAGAGAAUUUGCCUUUGCGUCGCGGAAAAAGUGUGUAAGAUAAUUAUCGACUGUUCUAAUGUAAUAUUAUUCCAAACAAUCUUCAUGUACGUUCUGCGAGAAAGCGUCUAUAUUUAAUUAAUUGUUGAAAUCAUAAUUAAUUUAAAGGAACGAAGUCUGUUUUCCCUCCUUUCUCUAACGAAAAGGGGGGUGUAGUCUACUUUUCUUUUCAUUCUACAUUGCUUGUAUCCUAUAUAUAAUUUAAUAUUGUUUUUUUCGAAAUUGUAAUUGUAGGUAAUUAUAGGCCUACUCAAUUUUAAUUGCACUUUCUUUCUUUCGAAAUAUAGUCGGCACAGAUUUCGGCUUUGAAGAGAAAUGAAAGAAACAAUGUGCAAAGAAGAUGCGGCUAAAAAAAGUACAUAAACCGUAUAUAUUUAUUGUCAUUAUCGAUUGUCACAGCAACUAUCGAGUGUACCGCUGUAUAAUAAUGUUAAAUCGCGUUGUUCUCGCCGUGUCAUAUUUUUAACGAUAGUCAAUUAUAAUCAACAUGUUAACAAAAGUGAAUUAAUUAUUUUAAUAAUAUAAGAAUUAUUUUUCAUUAGGAAACAUAACUUAAAUUAUCAUCGAAAUAUUAUAUAUAAUUAUAUAUAUAUUAUAUAAUUUUAUGUAUAUUCUAUUAUACAU